AUAAAAGGUGAAACUAUAGAAAUAAUAGCCAGGAAUAUACUGAGGUUCGCAUAUAGAGACUAUGAUAACGAUGUUAAAAGAAUUGGAAACCAGAAUAUUCGCCUUCGUUCAUGGCUGCGGCAGAUAUAGUGAGGAAGAGGUGGUCAAUGCCAUAAAACAAUUAGGCAAGGUACACAGAAUUAGAAUCAAAAAACACUACAAAUACCAAUCAGUAAGAGCGGACAUUUCAUUAUUGGAAGAUUAUGAGACAUCCUUCUUAAAUGGAGCAUGGAAAGAGAAAGUGCUAAUAGGAAGCAAUGAUAAAAAUAAAAAAGUCAUUGACGUUCAUUGGUUCAAAGGAGAUAGGACUGUUAAAGACAUAAAAGAAAAAUGCAAGUGGAAAGCUUACAAAGUAAUAUAUGAAGAUCAGUUGAACAAUGCAAUCACUCUGGACGGCGGAAUCACAGAUCAAGCCUGGAUUAUUCACAGAAAACGUCAAGAUGGUGCAUCGAAGAAGUCCACAAAAGAGGUUCUUCCGAGGGCGCUAAUCAGCACGGUCCCGAAUAAUAAAAAAGAAGAGCCGAUAAUAACAACCGUAACGUCACCAACAAUUAUCAAAGAUAUAACCACGGAAGAGGUAGUCGAUACCGUUAAUAAAUAUACUAGGAAAAACCUGCUGAGUGAAAAGCAAGUAGAAACAAUAUCGCCUCCGCUAAAAGAUUAUACUUCUCCAGAUAACGUGGUUAAAGUGAUUGAGGAGUACCGAAAAGAGAUAAUGGUCGAAUACGAUAAAGUGACGUUACCAGUUGAAGACGACAACAAGAUAAAAGUCUACGAUGAAAACCACCUGCUGAGUAAAGCUAGGAUUUCUUUAUUCGAAAAAUGCGUCGGCGACAAAAAGGGGAAGAAGUCAGAGCGUUCUACAAAUGGAGAAAAAACUGUGUCUCCGAUAGAAUUACAUGAAUACAACAACUGA
This is a messenger RNA of Rhizophagus irregularis DAOM 181602=DAOM 197198, 955 nucleotides long. The record is from RefSeq and is a predicted model, not a curated record. Lineage: Eukaryota; Fungi; Glomeromycota; Glomeromycetes; Glomerales; Glomeraceae.